Messenger RNA from Sycon ciliatum, 1596 nucleotides. RefSeq lists its product as uncharacterized. The record is from RefSeq and is a predicted model, not a curated record. The transcript has a single exon. Bases 1 to 1596 code for a protein of 531 amino acids. Lineage: Eukaryota; Metazoa; Porifera; Calcarea; Leucosolenida; Sycettidae.
AUGGAGAAAUUCAUCUCAUUCAUGUGGAGACAGUUCCGGUUCAUCGACAGCUACCAGUUUCUCAAUGCGUCACUCGAUAGACUGGUGAAAACGACACCAGAUGAGUCAUUCACUCACACCAAGACGUUGUCAAACCAUCAGCUGUUGAUGAGGAAAGGAGUAUACCCCUAUGAGUACAUAAACAGCUUCUCCAGGUUCGAUGAGACUCAGCUACCAGCACAGAGUAAGUUCUAUUCUUCACUGUCUGAUGAGGGGGUGAGUGACGAUGACUACAAACAUGCUGAGACAAUGCGGAUGAAAUUCGACUGUCAGACUCUUGGUGAUUAUCGCGACUUGUAUCUCAUGACCGACGUGUUUCUCUUGGCUGACAUCUUUGAGAAUUUCAGAGUAGAAGCUGUCAGAACGUAUCAGCUGGAUCCAGCAAAUUACUACACUCUGCCUGGAUUUGCCUGGGAUGCCCUGUUGAUGUACUCAGGUGUGUCCUUGGAAUUACUAACAGGCUAUGAUCAACACUUGUUUGUAGAAUCAGGAAUGAGAGGUGGUGUGUCGAUGGUCUCACAACGAUAUGCUGCUGCUAAUAAUCACUAUCAGGAGAAAUAUGAUGCUGAUCAGCCAUCGUCAUUUUUCCAGUAUCUCGAUGCCAACAAUCUCUAUGGUUGGGCAAUGUCACAGCAUCUCCCAGUGUCUGAUUUUCGGUGGGAGAAACCAUCUGAGAAACUCCUGAACAAGAUGCUGAACACUCAAGAUGAUUCCUCAUCGAGGUAUAUCGUCGAGUGUGAUCUGGAUUAUCCACACGAACUUCGUGAGGAGCACAACGAUUAUCCAGUUGCUCCGGAACGUCUUUCCGUCAAUGAAGACAUGCUAUCUGCAUACCAGCAGGAGCUUGUUGAUAAACUCAAUUCUUCCGGAGUAGAUGCUCUCAAACUUGUACCAAACUUGAGGGACAAGACAAAGUACGUUCUCCAUUACCGAAACUUGAAACUCUACACUCAGCUCGGACUACGUUGUGUCAAAAUUCAUCGUGCUCUGAAAUUUACUCAGACACCGUGGAUGAGAAACUAUAUCGAGAAGAACACUGAUCUCCGGAAGAAGGCAAAGGAUGAUUUCUCUAAGGACUUCUUUAAACUGAUGAACAAUGCGGUGUUUGGGAAAACUAUGGAGAACGUUCGGUUGAGAGUCAACAUAAAAUUGAUGAGAAGUCGUGAGGAGAAAAAAAUCAAACAGCUUGUUGCCAAACCAACGUACAACCGCCAUGUGAUCUUCAACGAUGACCUGGUCGGGGUACAAAGUAACAGGACAAAGGUCGUCCUCAACAAGCCCAUAUAUGUUGGGAUGCCGAUUUUGGAUCUCUCAAAGACGCUCAUGUAUGACUUUUACUACAAUCACCUGAAAGCAUUGUAUGGCUCUGAUGUGAAACUCUUGUACACCGAUACAUACAGCUUGGUUCUUCAUUUCUUUACUGAUGAUCUGUUUGAUGACAUGAGUGAGUUUCUUGAUAAGUAUGAUACAAGCAAUUAUGAUCAAUCACAUCCGUUAUAUUCCGAGAAAACAAGAAAGUUGUUGGCCUGUUCAAAGAUGAACUCGGUGGAAAACUGA